CUGCCUGUGCCGCUGCUGCUAUGUUACAGGAGAGGGCAAUCAGUGCGGCUCAGCCCCGUCUGCCUGCACGCUUGUGAAGGAGGCUGGCUGUGCAUGUUGGUUGGUGGAGAGAGGGAAGAGAGCGAGAGAGAGAAGGGUAUGCUUCACCGUACCAAGUACAACCGCUUCAGGAAUGAGUCAGUAACAUCUGUCGAUGAGCUUCUCCAAGGCCUGUCCAUGAACCCCAAGGUCUCGGCCACCCCCCAGUCUGCAGCCGAGACAUCUUAUUUGCCCCCGACGGAGGUCCAGCCCUCCUCCACCACCGCUCCCUCCAACACCCCCACUAGCCACGGUCCUGACCACCUGGAAGAUGGAGGCACCACCCUCUGCACGCUUAUCAACAAGGUGUCCAGCCUGAAAUUCAGCAACUCGAGCAGCCUGCUCGGCAUCAAGGGUCUGCCCUCGGCCGUCAAGGACCUGGCUGUGUCUAAGCUGCAAGGGGGUGGGGGAUCAGGCUCAGCCAGCGCCGGUGGCACGAGCCUCAGUACAGCGACGGCAGCAGCCUCUGGUGUGGGAGGCUCUCACUGCUGCUCAGUCUCCCAUUCAGCCCCCUGCUCGCAGCUGGAGCCGGCUGUCAGCAUGAGCAAGAAGAGCAGGCUGGACGAACACCAGCCUAGCGGAGAGGACUGGCAUCCAGGUGGAGGUGGUGGACCGGUGAACAAACCAUCCCGAGGAUGGCUACACUCCAGUGACAAGAUAUCUGGUCCAGGAGUCACGUACAUUGUGAAGUAUCUAGGCUGCAUUGAGGUCCUGCGAUCAAUGAGAUCCCUGGAUUUUACCACAAGGUCUCAAAUAACAAGAGAAGCCAUCAGUCUGGUAUGUGAAGCUGUACCCGGGACCAAAGGAGCACUACGGAAGAGAAAGCCAGCGUCCAAAGCUCUGUCCAGCAUCCUGGGCAAGAGUAAUCUACAGUUUGCUGGUAUGUCCAUCAACUUAAAUAUCUCCACCAGUAGCCUCAACCUGAUGACCCCUGAUUGCAAACAGAUCAUAGCCAACCAUCACAUGCAGUCCAUCUCCUUUGCAUCAGGCGGAGACCCUGACACAACAGAUUUUGUGGCCUAUGUAGCAAAAGACCCUGUUAACAGAAGAGCUUGUCACAUCCUCGAGUGCUCCGAUGGACUGGCCCAGGACGUCAUCAGUACCAUUGGCCAGGCUUUUGACCUUCGUUUCCAGCAGUACCUGCAGUGUCCCUCAAGCAAGCUGCCCUCCACACACGAUAGGGUUUUAAACAUGGAAGAGUUGACAUGGACAGAAGAAGAGGAGGAAUCAACAGAACAUCCUUAUUACAACAACAUCCCAGGCAAAAUGCCACCUCCUGGAGGCUUUAUUGACACCCGACUGACCAGUCAGAAUUCAGCAUCAGAUGGGUGCCAGCAGGUGGGUCCAGGCUCAGUGGAUCCCACAUAUUACCAGGGGAGACAUUGUGAAAACUGGGCGGAUGAAAGAAAGGCAAUCUUUUUGCAACAGGGUUCAUUUGAUAUAAGUGGUCUACCUGAGAGUAAAGGUCAUGUACCAAAAACAGAAGAGAUGCCAAUGUAUGUGAACACGCAGCAGAUUGAUGCCCAGGUGCUUGCAGCACUCCAGGCUGAAGCAGAAAACGUGACAAAGGGCAUGGCAGCCGCCACCAAAGAGAGCCCACAGAAGGACCUGUUUGACAUGAAGCCCUUUGAGGAUGCCAUUCAGUCUCAGUCCCAGCCACCAUCUCAGGGGCAAUCCCAGUCCCAGGUGUCCAAUCUUCACAAGGCAGCAUCUGUGGACAACUCCAGCCCCCUUCUUGUGCGAUCACUGGCCUUCCGUGCACAGGAGGAGUUGGAAGGUCAGACAUGGUAUCAUGGCAAAAUGAGCCGCCGAGAUGCUGAAAAACUGCUGAAAGAUGAUGGGGACUUUCUCGUCCGUAAGAGCACGACCAAUCCAGGGUCCUAUGUACUGACAGGCAUGCACAAUGGGCUGGCUAAACACCUGCUGCUGGUAGACCCUGAGGGCUCGGUACGGACAAAAGACCAUGUGUUUGACAGCAUUAGCCACCUUAUUGGCCAUCACCGUGACAACAAUCUGCCCAUAGUGUCAGCCGGAAGUGAACUUUGUCUCCUAGAGCCUGUUGUAAGGAAACAGUGA
This is a messenger RNA of Menidia menidia (Atlantic silverside), 2154 nucleotides long. Lineage: Eukaryota; Metazoa; Chordata; Actinopteri; Atheriniformes; Atherinopsidae. The record is from the annotation of a GenBank genome assembly.